AUGAUUCUACCUACGGUGACGAAUUGUCAGUCAGAACUUUCUCCAGUCAAGGGCUUAGAGGCCAGGGUCAAGCUACAGACAGAACAGCCGAUUUCUCCUCCCACAGAGUUCAAUCAGAGCACUAAUAGAGAUGGCAUACACAGAUCAACCUACACUGCCUCCUUGACAUCUUCUGCCCUUAACUACCGACACGAAAAUGGCAGACGGUAUCAUGCUUAUCGGGAUGGGAGUUACCUCUUGCCCAACGACGAGACCGAAGCCGAUCGUCUUGACAUGAUACAUGAGAUGAUGCUCGCCAUAAUGGACAGGAAGCUGUUUCUUGCUCCCAUAAAAUCACCACAGCGGGUUAUCGAUCUCGGGACAGGUACGGGAAUAUGGGCGAUUGACUUUGCCGAUCAAUAUCCCUCUGCCGAGGCAUGUAUAAUAUACCACUGUAUAUCACAUACCGAACUAAUUCAAGAUAGGGUCCCACCUAAUGUGAAGUUCAUUGUCGAUGACAUCGAAGCCGAGUGGGGUUACAAUAACCCUUUUGACUUCAUCCAUGCACGGUAUCUUGCAGUUUCAAUCAAAGAUUACGCCAAAUUAAUAAAGCAGUGCUAUCGCUACGCAAAACCAGGAGGCUGGGUCGAGUUCCAAGACGUGGAUCAGUAUCCUACCUCAGAGGAUGGAAGCCUAAAGGGUACUGCCUUUGAGCAGUACUUUAAUGAGGUAAUAGGUGCAUUCAACAAGAAUGGCUACGUUGGCAGCCCAGGACCACACCUAGAACAGUGGUUCCGAGAGGCAGGCUUUGUGGAUAUCCAUGUUCAAAAGUAUCGCGUUCCAAUGGGCACCUGGCCAAAAGAUCCAUAUUAUGUUCGUAUUUUCCCACCCCCUUCCUUAAUUCUUUUCUCUCUGUCCUCUCAUACACAUGAAGCUAAUACUCAUAUAAAUAUCUACUUACAGAAAAAAAUUGGAACCUGGAUGAUGCUGCAAGGGGAGCAAGGCUACGAGGCCGGAGCUAUGGCAGUCCUGACCCGAAAUGAAUCCUGGUCUAGAGAAAAAGUCCUUGAGUUAGUGGACAAGACGAAGAGUGAUGCUCUUACGUCGUCUAUGGGCGAAAGCCGGAGUGAGAGAUAUAUCGAUAUGCCCCACGCUGAGGACAUUGCGAGAAAGAAGUCCAUGCUGGACAUUAAAGCAAUCCGGCUGACUAUUCGAAACAACGAGGAGGACAGAACCAUAUCAAACACCUAG
This is a messenger RNA of Rasamsonia emersonii CBS 393.64, 1230 nucleotides long. RefSeq lists its product as uncharacterized. NCBI's taxonomy places the organism in Eukaryota, Fungi, Ascomycota, Eurotiomycetes, Eurotiales, Trichocomaceae. Gene Ontology annotation, molecular function: methyltransferase activity. Bases 1 to 1230 code for a protein of 409 amino acids. The transcript has 6 exons. The record is from RefSeq and is a predicted model, not a curated record.